AUGAUUUUGGGUUUUGAAAGGCAGCUCUCUGGAAAUCUUGGUAUCCACUCGUUCACAAUACCUCAAAAUGCUUUGAAAGAUGCGAAUAUAGGUAAUAAUGCCGUUCUUAAUUUUGACUUGCUCAUAUAA
This is a messenger RNA of Sclerotinia sclerotiorum 1980 UF-70, 129 nucleotides long. RefSeq lists its product with no specific name. The transcript has a single exon. Bases 1 to 129 code for a protein of 42 amino acids. The record is from RefSeq and is a predicted model, not a curated record. NCBI's taxonomy places the organism in Eukaryota, Fungi, Ascomycota, Leotiomycetes, Helotiales, Sclerotiniaceae.